AUGCAACUACAUCUUGACUGUUUGACCAAUCUAAUUUCUUUAACAUUAUAUGAAUCAUCGUAUAAAAAUCGUGUUCUAUUAUGCUUUGAUGAUCCACUUCCUCCUACUUUUCGUUCUUCAACUCUUUUGAAAUUGAAUAUACGAGUACAAUGUUUUGAAGAUUGUCUUUAUCUUCUUAAUGGUCGUUUUAAUCAACUUCAUACGCUCUAUGUUGAUAUAGUGGAUAUUUAUCAUCAAGAUCAAAUUGAAAAUCAAGGUGAUUUACCAAAUCUAAAGUGUUUUUCUCUGUCAUGUGAGAGCACAACAUCUGAUUAUAAUAAAACAAUCGUUCCACUUCUCAAUAGAAUGUCAAAUUUAGAAGAACUCAGUUUGUAUCUUGCAGUCUAUGAUGAUGAGACAUUUAUUGAUGGAAAUCAUUUGAAGAAAAACAUUAUUAAUCGUAUGCCAAGAUUAAAUCAAUUUAGAUUUUAUAUUCGUUCAAAUAUGUUUAUUCGUAAUCAAAUGUAUUUUCCAUCAACAGAAGAUAUUCAACAGACAUUCAUUGACUUUCCAAAUAAUGAAAUUGUUUCUUAUGUUGAUUAUUUGCCAGAGACACGAGAAGGUCGAUGUCAUAUUUAUUCAUAUCCAUCUUUUACGCCAUAUUACACUGAUAUUGCAAAUAAUUUUCCAGGUGGAUUAUUUCAACAUGUUCGUGUUGUGUCAUUAUAUGAUGACUCUCCUUUUGAACAUGAAUUUUUUCUUCAAAUUGCCCAAUCAUUUCCAUUUGUCGAACAAUUAUCUGUGAUUAAUCAUAAAUCACAGAAUCGUAAACAAUCUUAUGAAUCCAACAAUGAUAAUCAAAAUUUCUCUCUUAUUGAAUAUUUGUUUCUUAGUGAACAUAAUCUUCUCAAUGUCCAUGAUGAUUAUAUAGAACAAUUUCUAUUUAAUAGUAAAACUUGUUUGCCAAAUAAUGUUUCUCUUUAUAUUAAUUAUAAGUCUUUGCAGCGAGUAACACACAAUUUUACAAGAGAUGCUACACGAAUUAAUUCUACCAAAAUAAAUUAUUUAAAUUUACGUGCUGAAAGCGAAUGUUCCAAUUUAUCUUUACAAGAAUAUUUUCCUUAUGCAAAAAUAUGUUAUUCAAUAAUGUUCUGGAUUACAGAACAAUAUAGUAUUAAAUUUAAGAAAUACAAUAAAAUACGAGAAAAUUGUUUUGUCUAUUGUUGGAAGAAAAUAAAAUCUAUGUAG
Messenger RNA from Rotaria sp. Silwood2, 1227 nucleotides. The record is from the annotation of a GenBank genome assembly. NCBI's taxonomy places the organism in Eukaryota, Metazoa, Rotifera, Eurotatoria, Philodinida, Philodinidae.